AUGAGGAAUAUGACGCUUACAGAAAUGGAGCCAUUAAAAAUGCACUUAGACUCAUUAGAGAUGGCUGGAAAAAUGGUGGAUAAACAUAUUAUUGUAGACAGUAAUUUUCCAUCCUUAAUUAAUCUUAUGCGAUAUAAUGUCCAAGGUGGACCAACCGUUAGUGGUCUCGACGAUCAUGACUAUCCUAAUUUAAAUGGUGCAUCAAUGACUUUAACAAAUAUUAAUCAAAUGAAGAUACAUAGUAAAAUUCCUUUGCCUUCUGAAGUCAUGGAACACUUUGGUCAUAUGCAAUGUCAUUGUAUGAUGGGCCUUUUCACAGAGAUUUCAAAAGCAUGGCUUACAAUUGAUAGUGAUAUUUAUCUGUGGUCAUAUGAAAAUGAAUCUGAUGUUGCUUACUUUGAUGGAUUGAAUGAAACUAUUAUAAGCGUAGGUUUAGUAAAACCCAAGGCGGGAAUCUUCCAAAGCUAUGUGAAAUACUUGUUAAUUCUUACAACAACAGUAGAAAUAACUAUUCUUGGUGUUACAAUACCUGAUGCUGGAGGAGAAAUGCAGUUAGUUCCAGAACCGAUCUUUACUGUUACUACUGAUGGAAUAGGAAUCACUACAAUUGCUAAUACCAAUAGUGGUAGAAUAUUUCUUGGUGGUAGAAAUGGAUCACUAUUUGAAAUAUAUUAUCAGGCAGAGAGCAGCUGGUUUGGUAAACGAUGUAAAAAAGUUAAUCAUUCAGAAGGUCCAUUAUCAUUUCUAGUGCCGUCAUUUGUUACUAUGGCAUUGUCAGAGGAAGAAGCUAUAAUACAGAUAUCUGUGGAUGAUUCACGUAAUAUUUUAUAUACAUUAGGUGAUAGAGGCACAAUCACGGUUUGGGAUAUUGAUAAUGGUGGUGCGUCUAAAAUUACUUCAUUAUCUCAAGCUUCUUUGGUACAAAAUACUGUCCAUGUUGUUAAAACUCUGGAUAGUAACAAUUUUCGACCUCUUGUAAGCAUAUCAGCUAUAAUGGAAUCCGAAUCGGUACAUUUGAAUUUGGUCGUUGUUGCAGCAACAGGAACUCGUUUUUAUUUCAGUUGCACUUCAAUUUCAAAUCCAUCGAGUAGACCACAAGGGUUACAAUUGAUACAUGUUAGGCUACCACCAGGCUAUGCUGCAAAUGCUCCAGUAAUGAGACCACGAAAAGUACAAAUGGCCUAUUAUCGAAAGGGAACCCUCUUUCUUGUUUGCGGUGGUGAUACGGAAACCGCAUGGUGUUUAAGUAACGAUGCUUAUCCAUUCACAAAUUAUUUGGCUGAAACUCAGAGUAUUUUGCCUCUUGACAGUCCAGCUUGGGCUAUGGAGGAGAUCAUAAGAGAUUCGGCUAUACACAUAGAGAAGCAAAGCAGUGCUCAGGGUGAACCACCCCUAUUAGUGCGCCAACAUAUGGAACCACCAAGGAAAUUUAUAUUUUUAACAGCACAGGGAGCGAUAAUCUUAAUGCAAGUUCGUCCUGUAGAUAUAUUGAAACAACUUCUCUUAGAACAACGUGGUCCUGAUACUGAAGUAGUACGUGCAUAUUUUCAAACACAAUCCUUGGAACAAGCUUGCGCAACAUGCUUAAUUUUGGCGACACUUGAGAGUUCUCAAAAUGCUCAGUUAUCGGAAUGGGCAACUCGCGCAUUCUUUCUAUAUGGUGGUCAAAGAAUAGCAGGAAUAUGUCCUCCGAUUGAUAUACAUUCUGGUUUCCCUACCAUAAAUCCAGCAGAUUUACGCACGUCUACACCUAGAAUGCCAACCUUCGAUUCUAGAGUUCAAUCCUUUCGAUCGCCCACUCAAAUGGGACUUACUACAGAUAUUAGUUUGCAACAUUUCUCUGCUAAACAUAGCGGGUUGUAUUUAUAUGUAGGAAGAAUACUUCGUCCUAUAUGGAAUGUAAGAUGUAUAAAACAAGAAACAAUAAGUAAUAAAAGCGUGAUUUCCAGUACAGUACCAGCAACACAAAUUGCUUGGAUCUUAGGUCAUUUGCAAGCACUUAGAUCUUUCUUAAACAGAAAUACACAUAUCACAAAACCACAAAACACAAGCAGAGGUUUAACAGAUGGUUUUGAAACAACGAUGCAAAGUCACUUUCAAGAACCAAUUGUGGAAGAAAGAAACUCAUUGGAUGCUUUAAAAGUUUUCAUUACUCAUGCAUGUGAGGUUUUAGGUUUAUGGAAAAUAUUAUGCGAAAAUCAGCUAAAUAAUAUCGUCAACUGCCUAUCAAAAGAUCAAAUUACUCAAUUUUCUACAGCUACCUUCAGAGAUUUGAUUUUAAUAGGCCAUGAAAUAUCUUCUCUACUCAUCGUUCAUUUGAUUGAUAGUUAUCUUGGAGACAACGCGUCAGUGGAUUCCGUAAGUGUAAAAUUAAGAGAAGUGUGCCCCAAUUUAUAUAGAACUGAAGAUGCUGUUUGCUCCAAGGCAAACGAAAUUCUCCUAAAAGCAAAGGGGUGCACAAAUCCUGAGGAUAAAGAAUGUUAUCUUCAGUCCGCUUUAAUGCUUUGUAAAGAGGUGGCACCAAGAUUGAAUCUGAAUGCAGUGUGCCAACAAUUUGUCGCAUGCCAGUUUUACACAGGUGUACUUGAAUUGUGUAUUUGUUGUGCAGAAAGGAUAGAUCCUAAUAACGCUGCUUCACAUUAUUAUAAAAAUAAUGAACCUAUAGAGGAUCAAGAAGGAAAUCUUGCUUUUACGAAACGUUCAGAGAUUUAUAAGGAAUUUACCGCGAUGUUAGAUCACUUAUAUCACCAGAGUAUCUCUAAUCCUUUAACGCCAACUAUACCGAGCAAGCCAGGACCUCCUUUACAAACAGUAUUAAAUGCUGUUGUAAUACCGGCGAAAGAAAUUUUACAUGAUAUCAUAGAUGAUGCACUGCAUGCACCAUGUGAGACUCUUCAUUCCUCAAUUUAUACUUGGAUGAUAGAUAGAGGACUUCACGGUGAAUUAGUUGCCUUUGCUGCACCUUCACUAGAAACUUAUCUCAAUCGUGUCAAUGCGCUUGAAUUACUUUGGCAGUUUUAUGAAAGAAAUAAGAAUCAUGCUGCUGCAGCAAGGAUCUUGGAUUCUUUGGCUACCAAAGGAUCGGAAAUAUCACUCUCAAAAAGAAUCGAAUAUCUAGCACGUGCAGUUGUAUGUAUGCGAAGUCAUCAAACUGGAUGUGCUCCUCAUCUUGGAGUGUUCUUAUGCGAAUUAGAAGAUAAAUUAGAAGUAGCUAGAAUGCAACAACAGAUACUUGAGAUUAUCAGCAAUCAGCAAAACCUGUUCGAUUCGAUGAUAGUUACAGAUGCAAAAUUGAAAUUAAAUUCUUCAUUACUUGAUAUUACACCGUUAUAUCGAGAAUAUGCUGAGCCUUUACAACUUUGGGAAUGCAAACUAGCUAUUCUUCAUUGCUCGGGUCAUCAAGAUGACAUGUUAAUUAAAGGAAUUUGGACCAACAUAAUUGAUAAUGAAUUAGAAAAUAUAACGGAACCAUCGAAUGAGGAUAAAAUGACUAUUUUAAUGUGUAAAAUUAAAUCACUUGGUAAAGAAUAUAUUGGAUCACCGCAUUGUUUCCCAAUUGAUUUUUUAGUAAAACAAUUGGAAAUAAAAGCAUGUAAAUAUAAAGUAACUAAUACUAGUAUUAUAACUUCUUUCUUGGAAUUGGGAGUAGCAAUGGAAGAUCUUUUAGAUAUUUAUGAUAAAAUGAUUGGUACAAAUAUUCGUAUUUGGUUAAAUGAAGGUAACGAAUUUCACUUGAUCGAAUCAACAGCAAACUUGGUAAAUCAUUUCAUAAAAAAUAUGACUGUAACAAACAAUUUAGUCAGGAGAAAGAUUAUAACAAAAUGUCAAGAUGUUAUUUCGAAAUGUUUAACAACUCUCUUUAGUAAACCUAAUAGUGGAGAACUCGAAAGAGAAAUAACAAAUUUGCGCUCAAUUCAAAGUAUAUUGAAUCGUAUGUAA
Molecule: messenger RNA, 3939 nt
Organism: Cyphomyrmex costatus
Lineage: Eukaryota; Metazoa; Arthropoda; Insecta; Hymenoptera; Formicidae
Gene: Nup154
Product: nuclear pore complex protein Nup154
Exons: 26
Coding region: 1-3939 (1312 amino acids)
Biological process (GO): transcription-dependent tethering of RNA polymerase II gene DNA at nuclear periphery; RNA export from nucleus; protein import into nucleus
Cellular component (GO): nuclear pore inner ring; nuclear pore
Molecular function (GO): structural constituent of nuclear pore; protein binding
Source: RefSeq, a predicted model, not a curated record